Molecule: messenger RNA, 1788 nt
Organism: Quercus lobata
Lineage: Eukaryota; Viridiplantae; Streptophyta; Magnoliopsida; Fagales; Fagaceae
Product: replication protein A 70 kDa DNA-binding subunit C-like
Exons: 2
Coding region: 94-1650 (518 amino acids)
Biological process (GO): DNA replication; meiotic cell cycle; telomere maintenance via telomerase
Cellular component (GO): nucleus; DNA replication factor A complex
Molecular function (GO): damaged DNA binding; single-stranded telomeric DNA binding
Source: RefSeq, a predicted model, not a curated record
CAUAUUCCAAUUCCUUUCAUUCUAUGGUUCUCUUCUCUCUCUCUGUCUCUCUUUCUCUCUCUCUCUCAAUCUCAAUCUCUCUCGACAGUGCAAAUGGCGAUGAAUCUGACGGAAGGAGCGAUAAUGAAGAUGUGCAGAGGAGAACUGAAGGCGGAGGAUGAAGGGGUGAAGCCAAUACUACAAGUGAUAAAAGUGAUGCAGGUGGUGACCAAAGCCCAACAACAGCCCAGUAGCAGUAGCAGUACCGAGCGGUAUUGGGUUGUUCUCUCCGAUGGGACCCACCAGCAACAGGGCAUUUUAGCCACUCAGAAAAACUAUUUCGUCAAUGAUGGCAAGUUGCAGAAAGGCUCCAUUGUUCGUUUGACCCACUUCGUCUGUAACGAAGUCCAAAGACGCAUGAUUAUUAUCAUUGUUGAUUUGGAUUUGAUAAUUGAGAAAAGUGAUCUCAUUGGAGAACCUGUACCAGUGGCAAAACCUGUGGUUGUACAAUCCCCAGCUGGCCAACCAGGGACAGGAAAUGGGAAUCCCCAAUCAUUUCCUGGAAGUUCACCUGUUGGUGGUCUGGUUAAUAAACCCAAUGCAGCUGGAGCAUCUAUGGAGCCUCCUAGAAUAAAUCAAUCAUAUGGCAAUGCAUAUUCUCAUAAUUCUGACUCAGGGAGAUAUGCUGCACCAAAUGUGCCUGCUGCUUACCCUAAGACAGAGUCUAGUGCUGGAUAUCCUGGAUCAGUGUCGUUAGGUGGUUCAUAUGGUGAGCAGAGUUUCCGCAACCCUAGAUCAGAAGCUUCGCAGCCACCUCUAAAUACCUCUUCCCACCAACCUCAGCCUGUGUAUCAACAACCAUCUUCAAUGUACACUAACAGAGAACCAAUAGCUAGAAAUGAAGCUCCCCCUAGGAUAAUUCCCAUUGCUGCUCUGAAUUGGACAAUUAAGGCUAGAGUUACAGCAAAAGGAGAACUUAAGCACUACAAUAAUCCCCGCGGUGAUGGUAAAGUAUUCAGUUUUUAUCUUCUUGAUUCUGACGGUGGAGAAAUUCAGGUAACUUGCUUUAAUGCUGUGGCUGAUCAAUUCUUCAACCAGAUUGAAGUUGGUAAGGUUUAUCUGAUUUCCAAGGGAAGCUUAAGACCUGCUCAAAAAGCUUAUAACCACCUCCCAAAUGACCAGGAAAUUUUCUUAGAGAGCACGUCAAUAGUACAGCCUUGCUUUGACGACGACAGCUCAAUUCCACAGCAGCAGUUUCACUUCCGUCAUAUAAGUGAUAUUGAAGGCAUGGACAACAACAGCAUUAUGGACAUUAUUGGUAUUGUAACUUUUGUCAGUCCCUCUGCUUCAAUAAUGAGAAAAAAUGGUACUGAAACUCAGCGGAGAAUCCUACACUUGAAGGACAUGUCUGGCCGAAGUGUUGAAUUAACUCUGUGGGGAAACUUUUGCAAUGCAGAAGGACAGAGUCUGCAAAAUAUGUGUGAUUCAGGGCUUUUCCCUGUUCUAGCUGUGAAAACAGGUAGAGUAAAUGACUUCAAUGGGAAGUCAUUGGGUACCAUCUCUACCACUCAACUAUUUAUUGAGCCAAAUUAUCCAGAAGCUCACAGCCUGAGAAGAUGGUUUGAUGAGGAAGGAACAUCCCGUCUGUCUCAAUUUCCAUACACUAAUUGACUUGCUUUUGCUUGAAACGUAUAUCUUGUAUUAAUAUUAAACAAGUGCCUAAAGAGACACUAUAAGGUCAACUUAAUUUAUUAAGAUACAUCAUACGUGGCAUUCUAUUAAUCUGAGGAAUUUAGAAUUGUGUUGGUU